Molecule: messenger RNA, 3504 nt
Organism: Plasmodium yoelii
Lineage: Eukaryota; Apicomplexa; Aconoidasida; Haemosporida; Plasmodiidae
Product: protein phosphatase PPM12, putative
Exons: 1
Coding region: 1-3504 (1167 amino acids)
Source: RefSeq, a predicted model, not a curated record
AUGGAAAGUUUUUUAAAUAAAUGUUUACAUAUUGAUACAUUAAGUUGUAGUGUAGACGAUGAGGAAACAAUUUUUCAAAUGUGUAAUUCGUUGGUGUGUUUAAAAAAAGGGAGUAAAAAUGAAGGAAAUUGUGUAAAAUGGGAUGAACCGGGUGUAAUGGAAAAAAGCUUUUUGUGUGAUUUUGAUAAAUAUGUAAAAAAUAGUUGUAUGAAAAUAAUAGAAGAUGAUUGUGAAACAAAUAAAAAAAAUGAAUAUAUAAAUUUAAAUGAAUAUUGUGAAAAUUCUUUUAAUAAAUUAUUUAAUAUAGAAUAUGUAGACCUACCUUUAAUAUUUUAUAAAACAAUAUAUGCUAAUUUUUUUAGUUCUUUUAAUAUAUUGGAAAAUAAACAAACGGAAAAAUUGAUAGAAGAGUAUAUAUAUAUGAUGAACAUAUUUUAUAAAAUAACAAAAAAACAAAAAUAUAUUUUAUUGCACAAAGCUAAUAGUGCCCCUAAUGAAAAAAAAUAUAUUAAUGGUAAUUAUAAAAAUGGUGAUGCAUUAUUAUAUAGUGAUCAUAUUAUAGCAAUAGCUGAUGGCGUUUCGUCUAUAAAAAAUAGCGGAAUUAAUGUUAGCAAUUUUUCUAAUGAUCUUUUAAAAAAAUGUCUAAAUUUAUAUUUUUAUCAAAACAUAUAUAAUGGAUUAUUUGAAGAGCAAAACAAAGAGAUAUUCAAAAAGUAUAAUAUGACAUAUAAUGCUGAUCAAAUAUUAAAACCUAUUAUAUGUCGAAGUGCUUGUUCUUCUAAUUUUUUUGGAGCAUCGACACUUUUAUUUUCAUCUUUAAACAAAGAUAAGUUACAUAUUUGUAGUAUUGGAGAUUGCCAAAUGUUAAUUGUUAGGCUAAAAAAAGAUUUUAUAAAUAAUACAAUUUUUGAAAAAAUAAAAAUAAGACAUACGGAAUCGGGGCAUUUGGAAAAUAGUGGAGAGUAUGAGAUAGGUAGUGAUAAAAGUGGCGAAAAUGGAAAUAGAAAUGAAAAUGAAAAUGAAAAUGAAAAUAGAAAUGGAAAUAUAAAUGAAAAUGAAAAUGGAAAUGGAAAUGGAAAUGGAAAUGAAAAUGACACAACGGAAAACAAACUAAUGAGCAAUGAAAGUUUUGAAAAAUGUGAAAUACCUGCAGUUGAUGAAAAUGUUACCCCUUCUAAUAAUGUAUACGAAGAUAUUUCUCAAAAAAAUAAUUUUCCAAUAAUCAAACAAUUAUCUCAAAUAUCUUCAAAAUAUGAAUGUGAAAAUAUAUAUACAAAUUCUUUGGAAAAUAUAAAAUCAAGUUUAAUGAAUAUAUAUUCGAACAACAAAAAAAUGAUAGAAAACGAUCUUUUUAAUGGGGUGGAUGAUAAAAAAAAAUUUGAAAAAAAAAAACAAAACGAAGAUAUUAUUUUAUAUAUUGAAGAAGAAUUUGAUGAAUGUAUGUUCCAAUAUUUUGAUGAAAUUUUAUCUGAUAAUAAUUAUAAAAUAGGAAAUUUAUCAUUUACAAUAAAAGACAAAGAAUUAGAUGUUUAUUCAAAUAUAAGAUCAAACACAUUAAUUUCUCAAUACAUUUCAACUAAAACAGAAAGUGAAAUAUCUUAUGAUAAUGAUGAUAAAACUGUUUUAGAUAAAAAUACAUUAGAUGAUACUGGGUAUAAAAAUUUAAUGAAAUUUUUUACUUUGGAUAGAACUCACAUUUUAAACAAUAACCAGGAAUAUGAAGAAGUAGAUAUUUUGCAAUAUGAAAAUAUGAUGAAAAACCAACUAAUCAAUAAAACAGAAAAUAAUUUAGAAAGAAAUGAAAUAGAGAACAAUGAUAAUAAUGUGUUUUCUAAAGAUAUUUUAAAAAAAUCAAAAAAUAAGAAAAAUUGUAAUUUUAAUAAUUACCGAUUUAGAUAUAAUAAAGAAAAUAUUUAUGAAUUUGAUAUAAUUUAUAAAUCUAAAAUUCAACAACAUUAUUUUAAUUGCCCAUAUCAGAUUACUUUUAUGCCAUCAAAUAUAAAAAAGGGUUUAAAUAUUAAUACAAAUAAUAUGGCAUUAAAAGUAGAUUUAAAAAUGAAUAAAUAUAGUGAUAUUAUUGAAAAAUGUUUAAGAUAUUCUGAUUAUUCUAUUGUUGAUAUAAAAACUAACGAUAUAAUUAUAAGUGGAAGUGAUGGUUUAUUUGACAAUUUAUAUGAUGAUGAUAUAAUAAAAGUUCUAUAUAAUAAUUUUUAUAUAAUAAAUUUUAAUAAAUUUAUAAAAUUAAAGCAUUUCAUAAACUUUUAUGAAGAAUAUAAAAAAACAAUCAAUAAUAUUAAUAAAUUAAUAUUAAAUAAUAUAAAAAAUAGUAGCAAGACAAAUAUAAAUUUAUCACAACCAAUAUACAAUUCUUUUUAUAAAUAUGAUGAACAUAAUUGUAAUAGCAAAACAAAAUUUGAUGGAAAAUAUAAUUCUAACCUAAGUAAUACUCAAAUAUCAGAUGAUGAUAAACAUUUUGAUAUAAUACAAUGUAAACACACGAAAGGAGACGAAUAUUAUACUAUAGACAAUACUUUUAAUGAUAAAGAAUAUGAAAAUUCUUUAAAAGAUUGUAUAAAUAAAAGAGAAUCUAAUAAUACUAUUAAUAAAAAUAAUAAUAUGAAGAAUAUAAUAAAAUAUAGUAAGGAUAAAUUUACAUUUCCUUCCAAAAUUAAGAAUAUGUUUUUUAAUAAAGGAAAAAAUGAUAAUAUACAACAAACUCACGAUAGUGAUUAUAAAAAAAAAAUGAAUGAUAAUAGCUCAACUAUUUUAAAAAAUCAAAAAACAAAAGAAAUAAAUACUGAAAAUUAUUUAACGUCAUUAAAUAAAGAAAAUGAAGAAAAUGAAGAAAAUGAUAAUAAACAGUUAAUUGAGCAAAAUACUUUAAUUGACCCACCAAAUGAAUAUGUUAACAAAAAUCAAUUUGAUAUAAAUUAUGAUCAAAAUAGCUAUAAUAUAAAUGAUUUUAUACAUUUAAACAAAACAAAUAAAAAAAAAAUUUUUAUUGCAGAGAAAAAAAUACCUGACGAUGCAUGUUUAUACGAUUCUUCUGAUUUAAUUUUAUUUGACAAAAAAAAUAAUAUAUACUUAAAUAUUAAAAAGGCUUGUGAUGAAAUUAUGGAAUUGUCAAAUAUUUUAGCUAACCAACAACUAAAUAACAGGUUGCUAAAAAAAAGAAUAAAAAUAGACAAAGAAAAGAAAAAAAAUAUGAACAGUCAAAAAAAAAAAAAAUGUUCUGAGAAAAUAAUCUCGUGUGAGCAAACUGAAAAAACUACAAAAGAAAGUAAUGAAAGUACUAAUAUAUUUCCAAAUUUUUCUGAAGAACAUAUGGAAAUAUUUGAUAAAAUCAAUUAUGACGAUAUUCAAUCGAAUAGAUCCAAAGACAAAAUUAUAUUAACACCUAUAUCGGAAUAUAUAUAUGACAAAUACAAAAAAUAUUUUAACAUGGGGAAGCCCGAUGAUACUACUGUCAUAAUUUCUAUUAUAAAAAAAAACAAAUAUAUUUGA